Molecule: messenger RNA, 6603 nt
Organism: Oikopleura dioica
Lineage: Eukaryota; Metazoa; Chordata; Appendicularia; Copelata; Oikopleuridae
Source: the annotation of a GenBank genome assembly
AUGGUCGACGAAAAACCCACGAAAAAAGUUCAACAAACGAAGGUAAAAGAAUGUCGCUUUGAAUUGAUUGUUAGUUUCUCGAUAAAUUUGGAUAAACCUCUUGAAUCCAUGAAGAUUGGAGACAAAGUGCUCGUCAAAGAUGGAAUCAAUUCUAAAACUGGCAAGAGUGUCGAACACCCAGCGAAAGUGGUGAAUAUCGACCGAGAAUUGCGCCGCUUCAAAGUCCACUACUUGGGCUGGCGAAAGAGCUACGAUGUGGAGUUCGACUUCGACACGACUGAAGUCGUCUUUUCCAAUGCGCCGGAGCCCGUGAUGAUCGAGCCGCGCUUCAAGCCCGAGGAGAAGAUCAUCGCGCUCUUCCGCAAAGACGGGCAGCGCUACGCCGGCGUCAUCAAAAAGGCCGACGCCAAUCCGGUCACUCCGAUGUACGUUGUGCGCUUCUACGACGGGGUUCGUCAGUCCAAAACGCCCGAGACGGACAUUUCCCCCUACAGCGAGGAGGAAGCGCAAAAGGGCAUCGAAUACGCAAACGAGCAGUACAACAAGCCCCACGUCAACAAACUCAAAUUACUUAAUCCCGAAGACUUGACCGAGGAGGAUUAUAAUCAAAAAAGAACUACCCGACGAGGCGGCAGCUCGAACACUUCUCCAGUGAGCUCCACUUCUCGAUCACGAGGCUCCAGCAGAGCAUCCCGAUCUCAACGCUCCGCAAAGCCCUCUCCAGCCAACUCUAGAAAGCCAAGCCUGACGGAAAUGACCCCUGAGCCAGAAGUUGAAACUCCCGCUGUAAAAGACAAAACUCCAGAAAGAACAGUAAAGAAAACGCCGGCGAAAAGUAACUCCAAGUCAAGAUCGAAGACUCCAGUUAAAACUCAAACUCCAGCUAGUCCAAAGAAAGCAGCAAAAAGAGAAUUGGAAAGACCAGCCUCUCCUGUCUCUGAAAUUCUUGAUCUGACAACUGAAGACUCUGAAAAUGACUCGAAAAAGAAAGAAGAUGAAAAUGCGCGGGGACGAUCAAAGACCAGAAAGUCGACCACUACCAGCAAACCAGCUUCCAUUUCGCCCAAAAAGAUCGACUCGCCGAAGAAAAAUAAAAAUGAUGCUGUCAUCGUCAAGGAGGAUUCACCAAAAACGCCUAAACGAACACUACGAAGCGCUAUACCUGAAGCAGCUGAACCUGAGCAAGAAGAGAUGACCGUCGAGAGUCCGGCCAAGUCUAGAAAAAUAGAAGAAAGCGCAUCUCGACGAAGCAGUCCUCGAAAAGCAGGAAAGAUUGAAGAGAAUCACUCGGUAAAUGAACCGAAGAAACCGGAAGAGGAGAAAUCAAUCUUGACGAAUGUGAAGAAAGAGACUCGUCGUGUUUCGAGGCGAUCGGUAGGAAAUGCUCCUCCCUUGAUAAAGUCUGCUUCUGCCCCAGCGAUAGGCCGAGCACGUAGCACUCGUCAAGCUUUGCCAGCGCCACUGUUGCCAGCGUUGCCGCUUGGAAUAGGAAAAUCUCUUCUUUCGCCUGCGAGCUCCAUUGAUAGCAGCCCCUCACCUUCGAGACGAUCGAAGAGAAUCCCAACUGGCGCUGAAUUGCUGCAGACUUUGCUUGGUGCGGAUGGCUAUGGGAAGAAAGUGCGCAUUUUCUCGAUGGGCGGCUGGUAUCAAGCGAAGAUCAUCGCCCCGCCCCGGAACAAGAAAGGAGAACUAACCGUAGAAGAUCGCAAGAGCACUCAUCUUUAUGUGCAUUUCUGCAACUGGCCACAGCGCUUUGACGACUGGUUCGAGUGCACACCGGAGUUCGUCCAAUACGAGCCUGUAGUCGAGGAAGCCCCAGUAAAACACACCUUUAAAAUCGGAGAUCGCGUGCUCGCCGAAUGGAAGGCGCAAAAGAACAGCGAAGGCCGUUGGUUCGCCGCUACUGUUGUCGGCCUCCCUCCUCGCCACUAUGAAGUUCUGUUCGACGACCAGGUCAAGAGUACCGUCACUUUUGAUCGGGUGAAAGCGAUGAGUGCCAAAGAAGAAAAGAUCGCGAACAAGACUUUGGCGAAUUUCUUCAAAGAACUUAGCGGUGAACUGCCCGUCCCAAUUGAAGAGACUUUGGAAGACCUAGAUCCGGAAUCGAAGCCAGUCCGACAGCGAAGGUCCAUCUACGGUUCUCCUACAAAGCGACAAGCAUCGCCAAUUGUCUCUCCAAAUGUCACUCAACGCAAACGAGCCAAAACUGAUUCUGUCGUUGAUGAAAAUGAAGAAACUCCCGCUCCCGUCAAGCCAGCAGAUGUGCAAGAAGAUGAAGAAGUGCCAGCGCCCAAGAAUCUUAGAUCGAAGGCAACGGAGCCAAAGACAGAAGAGAAGGAAGUCAAGAAUGUUCCCAAGGCUCUGGCGACCCAAACUGUGGCACAGAAGGAAGCAAAAGAAAACUCGAAGGAAGAACAAAAGGUCACGGAAAUAGAGGACUCAUCAUCAAGUCUUUCCGUCGAUUUGACCGUCGAAAAAGAGAAGCCACAGAGAGGGCGCAGCCGUCUGGCAAAAGAACUUGAGCAGAUUCGAAUUAAGGCUGAGAGAGAAGGAGUCGACCUAGAAAAGAACUCGAGUAGACGAAAAACAUCGCGUCGAGCAUCUGUUUCAGCCAUGCGUUCUCCGUCCCCAGCGAGGUCGAAAAGAUCAGCAAGUCCAGCCCUUUCGAUUGGAUCAAACGACUCCGGCACCAUCAAAACCCGAACCCAAGAGAAGGUCCCAAUUACACUGCCAGAUUAUGACGUCGGCGAUCUUCUUUGGUGUCGAUGGACAGACUGUAGAGUUUACGGAGGCGUCGUUAUUUCCGUCAACGAGAAAAACUAUUCUGUGCGUUUUGCCCUGGACGGUCUUGAAUUCAAAAUACCUUUUCCGCAAGUUGAAGGGUACUGGCAGCCAGAACUGAGGCCUCAAGAAGACUUCCACUUCUUUUACGAAAAUCUUUACAAGGAAAAAGACGACCAAAGAGUGAAAUCGGCGCUCAUCGCUGCAAAGGCAAAGUACGAGGCACUCAACCCACCAAAAAAAUCGAAAAAGAAUGCGAAGGACGCGAAGAAAGAGGCAGUUGAAACGACUCCAGCGCCAAAAACGAACGCGCCAAAGUUAAAGCCAACGGCAACGAAGCCUCCAACGAAGCUAACCUCGAAAUCUAGCAAAGACAAAUCGCUCGGCAGUCUAGUCCAACGACUGGCGAAAAAGAAGGAAGAGGAAGAAGGUGCACUUUUGCCAAUAGCUGAAGCGCCAGCUAAAGAGCAAGCAGCCCCAGUAUCGGGACAGAAAAAAUCGCGAAAAACAUCGAAACCGAGUCGAUUGUCCCAAGAACCCGUCAUUCAAAAGCCAUUAUCGCUUUUGGAAAAGGCAGAGAGGGCGGCUGAACUUCCGAAAAAAGAGCUGGAAGAAGGCAAAGAGGUUCCAAAGGAAAAGGAAGCUGUUGCUAAAGAGAAGAAAACUCCCGUCGAAGAAAGCUUCGCUGUUGGUAAUGCCAAAACUAUCGCCAAUACAGAUGUGGAAUCGUCUAUGGAUAUAACUGUGGAUAAGGAUGAAGACCAGGACACUCCAGCACAAUCCCAGACAUCCACUGACUCGCAAACGACUCCAGAAGAGAAGCUGCCGUCUUCCCCAGUCAAGUCACCAGUCAGACGAUCUCGACGGGUGCGUGAGAAGAGCCAGACGGAAUCUGAAACAGCCGCUAGCCCAGCUCGAGCACCAUCCCCAGAGAAGCCAGUGGCUGCUCUUCCGAGAUCGAAGUCUCCAGCAGCAGUAUCUACGGAAGAACGAUCCAUCACUUCUCCAAAGAAGAUUACUUCACCCGCUCGUGCUCGUGUGACGCCUAAAGCGGAGCCAGAGUCGCCAACAAAAACAGUUCUCCCACCGGACACAAAAGAAAUCAUCAGAGAAAUUCCAGCUUCUCCGGAGAAACCACUUUCUCCAGCUGCAAGAGGCCGAUCGUCUUCUCCAGCAAAAGCACGAUCUCCUGCCCGAAAUCAAAAGCAACACACUUCGCCAGCUCGUGCAAAAUCCCCGGCACAAGCGACUCCUGCGGAUUUGAAAUCGCCUGGACGGCCGGCGAAAUUGCAGAAGCAAAAGUCUCCUGCUCGCGCUGCGGCCCCAAAGCUAGCAGAAAGCGCCUCAGCUCCAGUUCAACCUCAAGAAGAAGCAGCGAAAAAAGGAGAAGAUAUAAUUGCCACUCGAACUCGUCGUCGAACCAACACUGUUACUUCUUUAUCACCCUCUCGGUCACCUGCCGUCAGAGGACGAAAGCGAAAGAACUCCGAGGCAAAAGCCGAAACGCGUGUUUCAAAGCUGCGAAAAACAUCGAUUUCCGCUCAACCAUCUCCAUCCAGUUCUCCGAUCCAAGAAGCUCCUACUUUCGAUGCGUCGGAAAUGGUGAAAGAUCUGCUCUUCGAUCUACUUGGCCAGGUGAUCAAGAAGAGCAACGCGAAGACAUAUCGACUGAAAGCGAAGGAGAAACGGGAGGCUUUGGCGAAGGCUCUUAAAAAUAAGAAGGAUCAAGAAUUGACCUUGGCAUCAGGACCAACCCGCCAUCACUGUCCGGUGAACGACUGCGAAAAGAGUUUCAGAAAAGAGACUGGUUUGGCUAGCCAUCUGAGGCAUUAUCACAAGGAUUAUCUUCGGGAGAACUACGCUGAGGAGUUUGGAAGCACCGAUGACGAGUCAGCGAUGGAAGUCGCUUCGGCAGAGUCGGCUGAUGAAGGCGAGGAAAGCUGGGCACCCGCUCCUGCCGUGGAGAAUGAACAGACGGAACAGACUGGAGCGAUUCUUGCACCAGCAAUUCCAGAGCCUCCUCAGGAAGUAAAAGACCCUGAAUAUCGCACUCUGCCGACUACUGGGUCGCUGCAUGAUAUAGUGAUCCCUGAAUUCCCCGAUGACAUCUUCAACGAGAUCGACAUGACGGAUUCGGCGCUAAUGAAUGAUUCAGUGCCAAAAACAAUGUACAGGUGCACCUGCGGGUGGGAAGGCGACCAUGAGUUUUAUCAAAGCGAUUACUACAAAGGUCACAAUAAGCGAAUCUACCGGCGCCACUGUUGCAAGCGGCCUCGUGCUGCUAGAAACCUCAAAUCCACACAUCAGCUAAAGGAGAAAAAUCGCAUGAUCGAUCACGGCGACUACUUUGACGGUCUUAAGUCUUCGUACUGGACGAAUGAGUCCGUCGUCGAAAUCUGUAAAAUGUUGAACCAGGGGAUAAACGCCGAGUUCAACGGACGAAAAAAGCGCGACGGUAUGGUCGACGAGAUUAAAAAUGAUCUUGCCACGCAGGAGCUACCUCCCGGCAUUUCUAUGGAAGAUUAUAAACAAUUCGUCGAUAAACUUUAUAAACACGAGAGGGAGCUCGCCUCCCCUCACCCAUCUAGCGCUGAUGAGACUUCUAGCCUCGCUGAAGCUACUCCAUCUUCUAAGGGAGAUCCUAAAGAAAAACGUGACUCGUCGAAAAACGCCGUCACUGACUCUCUUUCUAGCCCCAACUGCCUCUUAGCUUUCGACAACCCGUACCAAGAUAUUGACGACAGGACCGUCAAUUGGCUCAGCUCGAAUCCAAAUGACACGAGCUCUGAUUUCAUUCAAUACAGCGCUGAGCCGAGGGAUCCGGAAAAUGAGCCAUGUCCUGUUGUGUACGAAGAUCCGACAAGGAUCUACCUCAACUCGGCGCCGAGUAAUCCGCCAGAACAACCCCCACCCGUCAAGGACGCUGCCCAAGAACUUCAGGAGCUCUUUGACAAGGCGGGCGUCACAGUUGUUCCUAACGAUCAACCCUCCGAAAUCGACCGUCCAGGCCCGUCCGGCAUCAAAGAAAUGAACAUGUUGCCAGCUUCCGAAGUGCCGCCGACAAAUAGACCACUGCCUGUCUACGUAAUCAAUCAGAACGCCGGCACUAUAAAAGAGAAAAAAGUGCAAGAAAAGGAAAACGCACAGCUUGAUCCUUCGAUGAUCGCUGGUCCCUCAGGUCUCAAUCAAAUGGGCACUUUACCUUCCGCAGAAAAACAGGAUAAACCCUUCAGUUUGGACGAUAUCGUUAUGGAGGUUCUGCAGCCAGUUACACCUUCUAGCGUCACAAGUUCCAUGUAUAACUACGACGACGGCAACAGUACCUCGGAUCCAGCUUGGAAAACCGAGAAGAUCUUAAAGAAGGAAAAGAAAGAAAAAAAGAAGAAGAGCGAAAGGAGGGAACGUCGAAAACUCCAGAAACUGGAGAACGUCGACUUGUCCAAGUACGACCAGCAAUCCGCCGCAAUUUUAGAGAAUUUCAAAGAAAAGAAAGUUUCGCUCGACAGAACUAUCGAGCAGGUGAAAAAAGACGACGAGCGGAGCAAGGGUUUGAACGAGACGGUGGAAUUGAUCAAGUUCCAUCACACCCAGCGACCGAAGCCGAAAGUAGAAGAGCCGAAGAAGGUCAAGGAGCGAAAGCCGAAAGAAAAGAAAAAGAAGAAACAGCCAAAGCCAGAGGAAACAUUUAGCAGCCUAUUUGGGGAAACUCUAAUGGCUCCGUCCAAAAAGAGAAAGGAGGAACGGCCUCGAAAGCCCUCGAAGGAAGAAAAACUCCUGAAACGCUUCCAAGAGGGCCAAUUUGCACGCAAGCCUUCCAAGUGA